Messenger RNA from Sphenostylis stenocarpa, 462 nucleotides. NCBI's taxonomy places the organism in Eukaryota, Viridiplantae, Streptophyta, Magnoliopsida, Fabales, Fabaceae. The record is from the annotation of a GenBank genome assembly.
AUGGAGCAGCAGAAGAUGAAGAGAGCAAGACAAGGAGACGAUGAAACUCAGAAGGAAUGGUUUGAGCAUGACAACAACGCAAAGAGAAGAGACGUGUGUGGCAUGAAGUUGAUGAAGGACGUGGAAAAAGAGAAGGAGAAGGAGGGUUGGUCUUCAGAGGCACGUGAGUCGCAGUUGGCACUUGGCGUCUUUGAUUUCCCAUGGCUGAAAGAUGGUGUGACGUCUAAAUCAGAGGGGUACUUUUUGGAUUUUGAAGACAAUUUCUCAUCUUUGUUUGAACAAGAAGACGUAUCCUCCAAAGCUUCUAGUGUUGAUUUGUCCAAUGCGUAUGGCUUGUUUGAGACUCCCGAAGCCAAGUUGGAGGAUAUUGCAUGGCAGCCAUUUGAGAGUGAUAUGGUUGAGCAUGAAGUAGAGGAAGAUGUGGAUUGCAUUUGGAGCUCUCUCCUCAAACACCCUCUCUGA